AUGAAGGUCACGAUACGGGAGUGGAACGCGGUCGCUGCCUGGCGCUGGGACAUGCCCGACGACGAUGUGUGCGGUAUUUGCCGGAAUCCCUACGAUAGCACAUGUUCCAAGUGCAAGUUUCCUGGCGACGAGUGUCCGCUAUUGCUUGGCGUAUGCAAUCACUCCUUCCACAUGCACUGCAUCUUCUCAUGGCUGAAACAAGAGAGCUCCCAAGAGAAGUGCCCCAUGUGUAGACAGCCGUUCAAGUCAAAGAGUCAAGAUGCGACGGCGGCCACCGACAACCAAACCCCAGCACAAGCGCCCGAUACCAGUCCCAUUUGA
Molecule: messenger RNA, 321 nt
Organism: Cucurbitaria berberidis CBS 394.84
Lineage: Eukaryota; Fungi; Ascomycota; Dothideomycetes; Pleosporales; Cucurbitariaceae
Product: RING/U-box
Exons: 4
Coding region: 1-321 (106 amino acids)
Biological process (GO): protein ubiquitination; positive regulation of mitotic metaphase/anaphase transition; anaphase-promoting complex-dependent catabolic process
Cellular component (GO): nucleus; anaphase-promoting complex
Molecular function (GO): zinc ion binding; cullin family protein binding; ubiquitin protein ligase activity
Source: RefSeq, a predicted model, not a curated record